AUGGAUGGAGUGAUAGGCAUCGAUGACAACCAAGAUUGGAAGGGGGAGGGAGGAGUCGUAGCCACAUGGUUGUCCAUCACGGUGAUGGCCCCUGGAGUCGGGGGAUUUACGGCGUUUCAUGAUGCCCGCGCCGGCGCACUUAGUCACGGAUGUUACGGAUGGAAGGCUGGACGUGCUCGACAGUUAGGGCUGUUCAUCAGUGGCGCCAGGAACGCCGGUCAAGUGGCCCACAGUGGAACCUUCGGGCUUCGGCGAUAUCAGGACACCACCCAUCAAGUCGACCUCCGGGCAGCUAUUGCUCCUCGAUCUGAACGGGUGACUGGUCACGAUAAGGUGGGAGUAUCUCGGACUCCGGGAGAUGGAGUGACGUUGCCCCUAUCAAUCAUAUUUCCGGUCCAGCUGCACACUAUACUGAGACAUUUUCCUGUUAAGCUUGGAUUCCGGUGUCUUGGCUCAUCAAGCUUCGAAGCCGUAGAAGGAGCUUAUUCCACACCAGAAAAAUAUACCGAAUCAGACAAUACGGGAAUCAUCCCCGAGGCUGUCGUGUUUAACUCUGAUGGCUUCCUUGAUAUUGAAUACGAUGGCUGCCGUGUGCAAGUGCUGCGCCUUCUAGAUUGGCUAACCUCUGAUAUGGGAGCCAAACCCCGCUUUUUGACAGCAUCUCGAGUUGAGGGUAUUCGGAACCACCCGGAAGAGACUUGCUGGUUCCAGCCUCAUCAAGGCCAUCAUUCACUUCAAACGUUGAGCUUUCUCGGCGGUGGAGAAUUGGAUGUAGAAAGUCACGCAGUCGGAGUUGGAUAUACGCGCAUGGCGGGAAGGACUUGA
This is a messenger RNA of Aspergillus niger, 825 nucleotides long. RefSeq lists its product as hypothetical. The transcript is spliced from 9 exons. The coding region runs from base 1 to 825 and encodes 274 amino acids. NCBI's taxonomy places the organism in Eukaryota, Fungi, Ascomycota, Eurotiomycetes, Eurotiales, Aspergillaceae. The record is from RefSeq and is a predicted model, not a curated record.